AUGAUGAGAGUUUCUCUGCAUCCAUGUAUCUGCAAGGCUUCUCCUUCCUUCAGACCUGCAUCUUCCCAGGGUGCAAGAAACCAGCCAACAUCCACAACCACAAACCGAAAGAAACCUUUUUUUCAGGAGAUUCGGAGGCGACUUUCUUUCAGGAUCGAUGAAGCCUCAAAAGCGCUGGAGAUGGCAAAACAGGGACUUAUGGAAGCUUUGGUUGACUCAACCUUCAAGUUUUCUGACCAACCAAUGCUACCAUCAGAGAGCAAUUUUGCACCAGUCAGUGAGAUCAGUGAAGCCAUAGAGAUUCUGCAAGUUGAAGGAGAGAUACCUGAAGAUUUCCCGGAAGGCAUAUACAUCAGAAAUGGUUCCAAUCCACUCUUUGGAGCUCUCCAUUCGACUGUCUCAAUCUUCGGAAAGUCAAGUGAGAUAUGGGUUGAGGGUGAGGGCAUGCUCCAUGCCCUCUACUUCAGAAAGAACAGUUCAGCCACAUGGUUGAUGUCCUAUGCAAAUCGAUAUGUGCAGUCUGAAACGUUCAAGAUUGAGAAAGCCCAAAAGAAACCAAGUUUCCUCCCCGCCAUCAUGGGCGACUCCUCAGCCAUCAUCGCAGGCUACAUUCUCAACUAUAUGCGGUUUGGCAAAGUGAACAAGGACAUCAGCAACACCAAUGUAUUUGAGCAUGCCGGAAGGGUGUUUGCAGUCGCGGAGAACCACCUGCCUCAGGAGAUAUGCAUACAAAAUCUUGAAACAGAAGAUAGCUGGGACAUUAACGGGGAAUGGGAUCAGCCCUUCACAGCUCACCCAAAGGUAGCUCCUGGAUCAGGGGAGCUUGUCAUUUUUGGUUCAGAUACAAAGAGGCCUUUCCUAAUGGUUGGAGUUGUCUCAGCUGAUGGAACUCAACUAAAACAUAAAGUUGACCUCAAACUGGACAGGUGUACACUCUGCCAUGACAUAGGAGUUACUGUUAAGUACAAUAUAAUCAUGGAUCUACCACUUACCAUUGACAUCAAUAGACUUAUUAGAGGUGAUCAGUUGAUCAAGUUUGAGAAAGACAGUUAUGCAAGAAUAGGAGUUAUGCCCCGUUAUGGUAAUGCAGAGUCAGUUAUAUGGUUUGAUGUUGAACCAUUCUGCAUGUUCCAUUUCAUUAACUGCUUUGAAGAGGGGGAUGAGGUUGUUAUCAGGGGCCUUCGGGCGGCUGACUCCAUCAUACCAGGUCCUAAGAUCAGCCUAAAUAAAAAUGAUUUGCCCUCUGAUCCUUCUGGAGAUGAUGUAUCUGUGAAACAAGGAAUUAAUGAAGAAUUUUUCUCUCGGUUAUACCAGUGGAGGUUAAACAUGAAAACAAAGGCUCUUUCAGGGGAAUAUUUAACUGGAACUGAGUUUUCCAUGGAAUUCCCAGUGAUCAAUAACCACAAAAUGGGCUUGCAUCAUAGUUAUGCCUAUGCACAAGUGGUGGACUCUUUGACAAGCUGUUAUGGAGUUAAUGACAAAGUAAUCCUUAAAUAUGGAGGCCUUGCAAAACUUUAUCUUGAAGAAAGAGAUAAUGUAACUACAGAGACAUCCAAAGAUCUAAUAAAGGCAGAGUAUCACUGGCUUGGGAAAGAUGAAUUCUGCUCCGGAGCAGUAUUUGUUCCAAGAGUUGGAGGCACACAUGAAGAUGAUGGGUGGAUAAUUUCUUUUGUACAUAAUGAGGGGUCUAAUACAUCACAGGUGCACAUCAUUGAUGCCCAAAGAUUUGAGGGUGCUCCUGUUGCCAAAAUAAUAUUGCCACGAAGAGUACCCUAUGGGUUUCAUGGAACAUUCAUCACUAACAAACUCAACGAAGUGAUGUAACUCUAUGAAUACUAAACCAGCAAAAAAAUGGGCAGCAUAGAAUGUAAAGACUUGAUAGGGUCACAAUUUGUAAGCAGCAAACCUUUCAGGCUUAGGCUUGUUGGGUGAAUUGUUCCAAUAGUUACACCUGGGUGAGGACAUUUUAAUAGUUUAUAAGAUUAUGAACAGCAUUGUCCAUUAUCCCACAGAAUUGCUAGCCCCUAUGUGAAUAAGCCAUGAAGGUGUGCUCAGUUAAAAUGAACAUGCGACCUGUAGUUCUAGUUGUUCGAAUAGUAUCCAGUUUGGCCAUAAGGACGUAGAACCAUUAAGAAGAUUACUU
Messenger RNA from Oryza brachyantha (malo sina), 2143 nucleotides. RefSeq names its product carotenoid 9,10(9',10')-cleavage dioxygenase 1-like. Gene Ontology annotation, cellular component: chloroplast stroma. Gene Ontology annotation, biological process: carotene catabolic process. Gene Ontology annotation, molecular function: carotenoid dioxygenase activity. The transcript has 13 exons. The coding region runs from base 1 to 1824 and encodes 607 amino acids. Lineage: Eukaryota; Viridiplantae; Streptophyta; Magnoliopsida; Poales; Poaceae. The record is from RefSeq and is a predicted model, not a curated record.